This is a messenger RNA of Limanda limanda (common dab), 2210 nucleotides long. RefSeq names its product arf-GAP with dual PH domain-containing protein 1-like. Gene Ontology annotation, cellular component: intracellular membrane-bounded organelle; plasma membrane. Lineage: Eukaryota; Metazoa; Chordata; Actinopteri; Pleuronectiformes; Pleuronectidae. Gene Ontology annotation, biological process: positive regulation of GTPase activity. The coding region runs from base 127 to 1260 and encodes 377 amino acids. Gene Ontology annotation, molecular function: GTPase activator activity; phosphatidylinositol bisphosphate binding. The transcript is spliced from 11 exons. The record is from RefSeq and is a predicted model, not a curated record.
GUCCAGCGCGUCCGGCCGCUAUUUUAAAAUCUGCUUUAUGUUGUAACUUUCGAUCCACAAGAGUUUGACGUUUUCAGCCGCUGAGGAGUUUUUUUUUUUUUUUCUUAGAGCAAAGUCUGUGUCAUCAUGGCUUCGGAUCCAGAAAAUAACAGAGGGCGAAUGAAUCAGCUCCUGGGGAAACCUGGGAAUGGAGAGUGUGCCGACUGCGGAACUGCAGAUCCGGAGUGGGCGUCCUAUACCCUGGGUGUGUUUGUGUGUCAAAGCUGCUCAGGUCUCCAUAGAAACAUUGCUCAGAUCAGCAAGGUGAAGUCUCUCCUGCUGGAUCCCUGGAGCUCCUCAGAGGUGGAGUUCAUGGACUCUGCUGGUAACAACGCUGCCAAGGCCAAAUAUGAGCAGAUAGUUCCUGACUUCUUUUACCAACCCAAACACAAAGACUGCAUGCUCCUCCGGGAACAAUGGAUUCGAGCCAAGUACGAGAGGAAGGAGUUCCUGUCAGUGGAGAGGCAGGAGCCCUACUCUGCAGGAUACAGAGAGGGGUUCCUAUGGAAACGAGGCAGAGACAAUGGACAGUACCUGAGCCGCAAAUUCAUCCUGUCCGAACGGGAGGGGGUUCUGAAAUACUUCAACAAGCACGAUGCCAGGGAGCCCAAAGCGAUAAUGAAGAUAAAUACGGUGAAUGCCACUUUCCAGCCAACUAAAAUCGGAACACCUCAUGGCCUGCAGAUAACCUAUCUGAAGGACAACAGCACCAGGAAUGUCUUUGUUUACCACGAGGAUGGAAAGGAAAUGGUGGACUGGUUCAACGCCAUCCGAGCAGCCAGGUUUCACUACCUGCAGGUGGCUUUUCCUGUGUCUCCCCUCUCUGUUUUGUUGCCGAUGCUAACCAGGAACUACGCAAGGGAGGGUUACAUGGAGAAGACUGGUCCGAAGCACACAGAGGGCUUCAAGAAGAGGUGGUUCACUCUGGACGACAGGAGACUCAUGUACUACAAAGAUCCACUGGACGCUUAUGCCCGAGGCGAGGUGUUCGUGGGCAGUAAGGAGAACGGCUACAGUCUGCUGCCUGAGCUCCCGGCCAACACUCAGGGCUACCACUGGCAGUUUGGAAUCACCAUCGUGACCCCGGAGAGGAAUUUCCUCUUUGCGUGCGAGACUGAAGAGAGUCAGAAUGACUGGAUGUUUGAAUUCCAAACGGUUAUCAACAGACCAAUGCUGCCUCAGGAGUAUGCAGUUGAGGCCUAUUUUAAACACAAACCAUGACUCUUGUCGUGUUUGAGGAUCUUCUGGUUCAGGAUGAGGAGCAAGAAGUGGAGCCUGAAGAAGAAAAGGGCCGGAGAGAGAUAUUUGUGCUUGACAUCUCUUAAUAGGUCUUAUAAAAUUCAGGGUGACGGUGUUACAGAAUUGGCCUGAAUCUCAUUUCUCAUAACCGGAAACUCUCACACUUGAAAGUGGACAGCCAUCCUGACCUGAAUGUGCCAUUACUGAUGCAUUUGUAAAUGUAUGUAUGUUUGCCUUUUGUGUAGGAGUGAAAACUGUUGCUGCUCAGACUUGGAAGAGAUUUAAAUGUGGUGUUUUCCAUUCUUGUAAAAAUAGCAUGAGUCAUUGUCUUGAAUUUCAACCAAGUGUACAAACUGUGCCAUUCAGGUCAGUUACAGGCCGAAUUAAAACAAUCGGACGUAGGAAUGAAAUAUGUCAGUAAGAAGAAAUAAUACUAUUACUCAUGUUUAUUUCCAUGAAUGACAAUAAUAUUUAUUCAGUUAUAUUUAUUUGUUUGUCUAAUUUGCUCUCUGCAAACGUUCAAGGUUAUAAUGCCAGGCACUGCAGGUACAACUUAACAUUUUUACAUUUAAUACACAUUCAAUCAGCUGCAUGUAAAUGUAUGGUGUGUGGUUUAUUUGGCUUGCAUUCCCAUUCCUAUUUUUGUAACACCAACAAAUUAAGACUAUUUCAUGUCAAGGCUAUUUAUCCACUAGAGGGAGACAAAGGAGGUUUAAUCUUGUGAUUUAACCCACAACCACCACACUCUGUCCACGCAAAAGGUCUCUGUGACGUUAACCAGGUGUGCAUGUUAAAUAUAUUUCAUACAAUGACUGAAGAGAAAGGCCUGAAGAUGUUUUUGAGCAGCGAUCAAUUCAUUCAAGUGUGAGAGGAGGAUUUGUGUCAGUGAAUCUGAAAUGUGCUCAUGAUUAAAAAGGCUCGAAGCCACGUAA